UGUUCCUCGAAUGCCGUCGGCCUUCUGCAGCUAGCCGUGUUGCUGUCCGAAAACUGUCUCCGAGCUGUGCUGUAUCUGUGUGUAUCGAAUACAGUUCUGCUUUGCACUGCACUCUAUAGGAGAUAGAUAACGAUUCCACAGUCGGUCGGUCUGUCUUGACGUUCUGUACUAAUACGGCCUACUACAACAACGUUUUGUUGCUGUUUUUCGGGACAAACGAGGGGUGCGUAAAAGAGAACGACCUAGCGCCCGUAUCUUUCGGCCGCGUUUAUGAAUGGUGUACCAUUUAUCGUGUAUGUGUUUCGUUCUCAUUCACUCCCCUGCGUGAAAAUUGAAUCGAAUUGGCUGGGAAGGAAGGCAGGAAAAAGGAAGGGUACUAGCUGUUGUAGCGAGUGUUUUCCCUCUGCUUGUAUUAUUGUGUGUGCGGUGCGCUUGAAACAGUAGCGAAAGCCGAGCGAGCGAGCAGCAGCAGCAGCAGGAACACCAACAACAACAGGAAAAAAAGCAUCAAGAGGGGCCUUCCACUGACAAGUCGGAGCUCACGAGCUGCCACUUGGCUACGGAACGGCUUUCAGAAGUGUCGGUGUGCGCGCCUAGAUCUCUCCCGGCUCUGCUGCUAAGAACACUAAAUCCCACCUCGGGAUCAAACACGGACUUCGAAACGACAAAACCGCGUGCGAGGCCUAUAAGUCCCCUCGGCAAAUAAUAAUAAGUUUUUAGGAGAAUUAACUUUUCGGUAUUAAGGAUUUAAGCAAUAAAGUUUGAUGAAGAGGAGUCGACACGUCCGAGCGAAGACGACAUCGGUUCCGGUGCUGUAGUUGUUGUUGGGCUGCUCCGGGUUCGGAGAACCUGUGUUGACGUCUUGAGCGCUUUGAGCGGCCAGUUGUCAGUGACAGAAAAAAACCAAACAUAGUAACCCGAGAAAACAAGAAUAAAGAUUGUGUGAUUUUCAUGCACUCUAAUCCGGGAUUUUUUCAGUUGGUGUGAUCGUGUCCAGUUCAUCGAGAGAAACAAAAGCAGACCCUGCGAAGUAGGAAGUCGAACAAACCGGAAACACCCCAGAAAACCCCCCGAAGGAGAAGAAUCAUUUCCGGUUUAAUCCGGGCUGACCAGACCAGACCAGUGCUUGUGGGUGCUUAAGUGUGAUUAAAAAUUGUUCAAAAACAUACGGACUAACUUUUUGAUUCGUGGCGGCCGGCGUGGUUGAGAUUUGUUGCUUGGCCCCUGAAAGUGUUUUGGUGCUUAAGUUGUGGGGUUUGAAAAAUCAAGUGAAUGAGAAAAAAAAACGCUGAAUUGUUGGUGAAAAUUUUUAAGUCGGGAUUCGGAAUUGUUUCUGGUUCUUAGUUCCAGCGCUUAGUGAAUGUUUGUUGUGGUGAUCGUGUGCUGAUUUGUGACCCCAAACGAAGCAACAGUGAGAACGAGUUUGUUGUGGAGCUAAACUGUAAAAAUCUUUGAGCUUAGAACAAGUUGAUGAAGGCUGAAUAGAAAGCUGACUAAUAAGCCGGUUAAAAGCUGAACUUGGGAUACCAAACCAAUAUUUGGGAUUCGACAACCAAUCCCCAGUGCUCGGAAGAAUAAAAUACAAGACCACAGUGCCAGAAGCUAAUAUCCAGACCCUUCCUCCCGGCUCGACGGACGAGCCCCUUCGGAACCCCAUUUUUGAGACCCCCGGUACCCGCAAACAGUCAAAACGAUUUAUCUCCGGCCGUACAAGGACAUCUUCCCGGGCGGUGGCCAUAACCAGCUUAGCUCGUUAUAUCCACAGUCCGUGAUGGAGCGAGGCGGGGGCGGAACGGGGCUGGGCCUCGUCACCGGGGGAACGACUUCCGGUGCCGGUGGCCUGGACUCGAUGGCCGACACCAGCGGCCUCUGUCUGCAGGAUCUGGUAGGGAAUGGUGGGGGAGGUGGUGGUGGUGGUGGGGGUGGUGCUGGAGGAGGGAGUAGUGGAGCCACCAGCAAUGGAACCUCGGACCAUCAUCUGCAUCACAACCACCACCAUAACAGUCACAACAGCAGCCAUCAUGGGAGCUCGCUGCAUGAUUCGGUUGGCGGUGUAGGUGGGGUCAGUGUUAGUUCGGCCUUGACCAGUUUGAUGAGUCCCGGGAUCAAUAGUGCCAGCCUGGGGCAUCUGCAUCAUGGGACCCCGGAUCUGAGCGGGCAUCACCAUCACCACCAGCAUCCGACGUCGAUGCUGCACGAGCCGCUGGAGAAACUGAAAUUGUGGGCCGAAACGGGAGACUUCCGGGAUAACGGGCACAGUGCGAUGUCUGCCGUUACAAGCUUGGAUCAUUCACAAAUGAGCUUCCAGUCAUCGGGAUCGCGAAACCGCAGCAGCCGGGAUCGGAAAAGUGACGUAACACGUGUCGAUCCGACGUCGGUCAAGACGGAGCAAAUCAGCAGCGGGAUGUCGCACGACGAUGGCGGCAAUGGCGCGACGACGAUCACCGCCGACGGAAGUAGUGGCGGAAACAACGAUGGGACCGGAAACGGAACCGGAACCAAGAACGACAAAAAGAACAAACGCCAGCGGAGGCAGCGGACCCACUUCACCUCCCAGCAGCUGCACGAACUGGAGCAAACUUUCAGCCGGAACCGGUACCCGGACAUGUCCACCCGGGAGGAGAUCGCCAUGUGGACCAACCUGACCGAGGCGCGCGUUAGGGUGUGGUUCAAGAACCGUCGGGCCAAGUGGCGUAAACGGGAACGGAACCAGAUGAACGCGAUUGCGGCGGCCGACUUUAAGAAUGGGUUUGGACCGCAGUUUGUGCAACCGUUUGCUGAUACCGAUAGCCUGUACUCGUCGUACUCGUACAAUAACUGGGCCAAGGUGCCGUCGCCGCUGGGGGCCAAAACGUUCCCCUGGACGGUGAACCCGCUGGGGACAUCGAUAGUUUCGACUAACCACCAUCAGAACUCGAUGAACUGUUUUAACACGACGGCGUCUUCGGUGGCGGCCGGAAUGGGAACCGGAUCUAUGUUACCGGGGAGCAUCGGAAGUGGACUGGGAAGUACGACUGGAGCAACUGGGGUUUCGCCGACGCCUUGUCCCUAUACGACCCCGACGAAUCCGUACAGCAUGUACCAUCACCGGGCCACUGCGGAACCUUGCACGGCGAUGACCUCCAGUAUUGCGACGCUCAGAUUGAAGGCGAAACAGCACACGUCCGGGUUCUCGAGUCCUUAUUCGGCCCCGUCGCCGGUGUCCCGGUCCAAUUCGGCUGGGCUGUCCGCCUGUCAGUAUGCCGGCGUCACGGAUACCGUCUGAGAAAACGCCCUGGGCAGCAUGCUGUCCCACCAUUCGUCCUCGCUCGCCAUGUACAACACCAGCAUCGGCCAAGCACUGGGGUCGCUGACGUCGUCGUCUUCCGGAGGCAACAACGGAACCCUGGACAACUCCAACGGCGGCAAGGAGCACAACACUUCGGCGGGUGGAGGCGGCCUUGCCGACGAUGACCUCAUGGUGCCGGACGAUGACGAGGACGAAGUUGGAGUUGGCGGAGCAGAUUCACGGCAGCAGCAGCGAUCAGCGGUGGACGCUAUUCACGAUUGAAGUUGCGCUAUCUUCCACUAGAGGGCUAGGUCCGGGAAACUAAUCUCUUGAUUGUUGAUUUUUUUGUUACUUUUGGGUGGAGUAACUUAUCUUUCUAAAACUUCCCCUGCGGCACUUUGGGCAACAUCAAAGAACCUUCCAAACAAAAUUUUCUGACAUAAAUCAGUCACCGACACUGUUGUUGCUGGUUGUUGUCAGCUUGCACCGGGUCCUCUGACCCAAACCGUUUACCUACAUUCGUUUUUUUGCCGUUGUUACAAUAUUUUUUUUCGGUGGCCAAUUUUUGGCCAGAACAUUUAGCGGCACGGUCCCCUUCAAAGGCCGCCGUUAUCUGCCGUGAACAUCGAACAGGGAUUAACGUCCCGGCUUAGGCAUUACCAAAUUCACUGUUAUCGAUUCCCGAAAAUGGAGGCCGCGCUAGAUGCCCGAUUGGUGACAGUUGAUUAACGACCGCAAACGACAACAACAACAACAACAACAACGACGACGACGGCUGAUUGGGAAAAUUGAAACGAAAAUUUAUCGGGAGGCUUCCCUCAAACCUUCUUCAAAACUCCGCAACUCUUCCUUGAAUCAAUUUGACUCAAACCAAAACAAAUCCGCUGACAGUUGAUCAGCACUCUCACACAUUGAAAGCAACUCCGCAACAAAAACAAAAGCAAACCAGCAAACAGCAAAGCAAUCCAAAAACAAAACAAAGCAAGAGAAGAGCCAGUUGAUGAGAAACGACUUUGACGACGACUCUAAUGAGAGCGAAAAAAAGUGGGAGGGUUUAUUAUCGUUGGGUUGAGUGAAGUGCGAGUGAAUGAGCGAAUAAGCGAUGAGUGAGUACGAUUGAGGGGGUGUGUGUUAAUCGAUUUACUCUCAUGAACAUGUUUCUUUGAAUCGAAUGGCGUUUUUUGUUGGAUUCGUUUGUUUGUUUUUUCUGCGUUUCGAUUUUUG
Messenger RNA from Uranotaenia lowii, 4492 nucleotides. It is a transcript of the gene Ptx1, whose product is annotated as pituitary homeobox homolog Ptx1. NCBI's taxonomy places the organism in Eukaryota, Metazoa, Arthropoda, Insecta, Diptera, Culicidae. Gene Ontology annotation, biological process: regulation of transcription by RNA polymerase II; anatomical structure morphogenesis. Bases 1772 to 3265 code for a protein of 497 amino acids. The transcript is spliced from 5 exons. Gene Ontology annotation, molecular function: RNA polymerase II cis-regulatory region sequence-specific DNA binding; DNA-binding transcription factor activity, RNA polymerase II-specific. The record is from RefSeq and is a predicted model, not a curated record. Gene Ontology annotation, cellular component: nucleus.